CCGUCACAGUGGGGCAACAUGGCGUCGCACAGUCUCUCUCCGUCUCUGACCAGACUGCUGUUCGCGGUAAAGUAUGCCUCACUCCAUCCCAGAUGUUGUGCAGUGCACAGCAGCGUUCAAUACUCCACCAUCUACAACCCCAGUGAAAAGGCCUUUGAUAAGAUCCUCAUUGCCAACAGAGGAGAGAUUGCUUGCAGAGUGAUCAAGACGUGUAAGAAGAUGGGCAUCCAGACUGUAGCUGUUCACAGUGAUGUGGACUCCAGUGCUGUCCAUGCAAAGAUGGCUGAUGAGGCAGUGUGUGUUGGCCCCGCCCCCACCAGUAAGAGCUACCUGAACAUGGAUGCCAUCAUGGAUGCCAUCAGAGCAACUGGAGCACAAGCUGUUCAUCCUGGCUAUGGGUUUCUCUCUGAAAACAAAGAGUUUGCAAAGCGACUGUCAGCAGAGGGUGUGACAUUCAUUGGCCCAGACACGCAUGCUAUCCAGGCAAUGGGAGAUAAAAUAGAGAGCAAGCUAAUUGCUAAGGCCGCUAAGGUCAACACUAUCCCAGGAUUUGAUGGAGUUGUCAAGACUGCUGAGGAAGCUGUGAAGAUUGCUCAGGACAUAGGCUACCCUGUGAUGAUUAAAGCAUCUGCAGGAGGAGGAGGGAAAGGAAUGAGGAUAGCUUGGAAUGAUGAGGAGACAAGGGAAGGUUUCCGGUUCUCGUCCCAGGAGGCAGCUUCCAGCUUUGGAGAUGACAGGCUGCUCAUUGAGAAGUACAUCGACAACCCCAGACACAUAGAGAUACAGGUGCUGGCUGAUAAACAUGGUAAUGCUCUGUGGUUGAAUGAGAGGGAGUGCUCUAUCCAAAGGAGGAACCAGAAGGUGGUGGAGGAGGCUCCCAGCACUUUCCUGGACCCAGAGACACGGCGGGCGAUGGGAGAGCAGGCAGUGCAGCUGGCCAAGGCUGUGCAGUACUCCUCUGCUGGCACUGUGGAGUUCCUGGUGGACUCUCAGAAGAACUUCUACUUCCUGGAGAUGAACACACGACUGCAGGUGGAGCAUCCAAUCACAGAGUGCAUCACUGGUCUGGACCUGGUGGAGCAGAUGAUACAGGUUGCUAGGGGCUACAGACUGCAGCACAAACAGGAAGACAUCCCAAUAAAUGGCUGGGCCAUUGAGAGUCGUGUCUACGCUGAGGAUCCUUACAAGUCUUUUGGUCUUCCCUCCAUUGGACGUUUGUCUCAAUACCAAGAGCCACUCAACCUCAGCAAUGUCCGUGUGGACAGCGGCAUCCAGGAGGGCAGUGACAUCAGCAUCUAUUACGACCCCAUGAUCUCUAAGCUGGUGACCUACGGAGCUACGCGAGCUGAGGCCCUGGCCCGGAUGGAGGACGCGCUGGAUAACUACGUUAUCAGAGGUGUGACCCACAACAUUCCCCUCCUGAGGGAAAUAAUCACCCACCCUCGCUUCAUCUCUGGUGACAUCAGCACCAACUUCCUGCCAGAAGUUUAUCCAAACGGGUUCAAAGGUCACCAGCUGGAGGCAGACAGACGCCAGGAACUGCUGGCCUCGGCAGCAGCUCUCUACAUCUCUGCACAGCUCCGGUCACAGAGGAUCCUGGGUAACCUGAGAGUGUCCUCCACCCCUGUGAAAGAGAACCACUGGGAGCUGUGUGUGGAGCUGGGGGAGGGACACCAUGCUGUGGAGGUUACUAAAUCAGGAAAUGUUUACACUGUGGAGGUUGAUGGUGGAAAGGUGGAAGUCAGUGGACAGUGGAACCUGGCCUCCACACUGCUGCCACUCACCAUCAACGGCACACACAGGAUGCUACAGUGUCUGUCCAGAGGUGCUUCAGGAAAGAUCGUCCUGCAGUACCUCGGCACAUCAUUUCAGGUUCAUGUUCUGUCUAAGUUAGCUGCACAGUUGAACUCCUACAUGCCAGAGAAAGUCCCAGAAGACACAAGCAGUAUUCUGCGUUCACCAAUGCCAGGCACGGUGGUGGCUGUGUCCGUCAAGCCUGGAGACACGGUUGCAGAAGGUCAGGAGAUCUGUGUGAUUGAAGCCAUGAAGAUGCAGAACAGUUUGACUGCUGUCAAACAAGCAAAGGUCAAGAGUGUCCACUGUAAGCCAGGGGAGACGGUGGGAGAGGGAGACCUGCUGGUAGAGCUUGAAUAAAACAGAACCUUUGACAUGUCACAUCAGCACCAGGACGAGCCUUACUCCUCUGAGUCCACAGACGAAGAUCCACGUUGGCAAACAGACUAGACAGAAGCUUGAUUUGUUUUGCCAGUGGUCAGUCUCCACAGCAGCCCCCACCAGUUUAGUUUCCGUGAUGGUGACUCAAAGCCAAGCUGUAUCAGCAGACUCUUUCAUUUUGUGUGUUUUCUAGACCUGAUUGUUAGUUUUUGUUAAAGGGUCAGUUCACCCACUAAACAAAACAUUUUUUCACUUUACCCCUGUGCUGUCUGGCCUUUUGGAUUACCUGCCAAAGUUUUGAGAUAUUUGCUGCCAUUCCAGUAUAAUGGAAGAACAUGGACCUUUGGUUUAUAAGCCGCUGCUGAGUUUUCAGAUGUAUUUUUUCAUAGAUUAGAGUACCAAAAAGAGUCUAUUCAGCUCUGCUGUACUGGAAUGGAACAGUUUGUGUAGCUCAAUACCACUCAAGGUGCAAAUAUGUAAUGGUUGAACUGACACUAAAAGACACUCUACAUACAACUAAUAAAGUGCUCCUUCUUUUCCA
This is a messenger RNA of Seriola dumerili (greater amberjack), 2716 nucleotides long. RefSeq names its product propionyl-CoA carboxylase alpha subunit (gene pcca). Gene Ontology annotation, cellular component: mitochondrion. The record is from RefSeq and is a predicted model, not a curated record. The transcript has 23 exons. The coding region runs from base 19 to 2154 and encodes 711 amino acids. Gene Ontology annotation, molecular function: ATP binding; propionyl-CoA carboxylase activity; metal ion binding. Lineage: Eukaryota; Metazoa; Chordata; Actinopteri; Carangiformes; Carangidae.